AUGGCAUCAUCACCUUUGGGAGGCAUUUUGACGACGUCGUUGGUGGCUGUCCUUGUGGUGGUACUGUUGCAGCUGCCUCAGGAUGCCCAUGGCUCCGGCCACUACAUUAGGAGAGGCCUCAUCACCGGGUCCGGUCCUUUCCACCCCGAUGCCUCUAACAAGCAUCAUAGACCCCCCUUCAAGCCUGGCCCUUGGACGUCUGCUCAUGCUACCUUCUAUGGAGGCAGCGAUGGCUCCGGCACCAUGGAGGGUGCAUGUGGGUAUGAAGACCUGAAGGAACAAGGGUACGGGCUACAGACAGCAGCGCUGAGCCAGGCACUGUUCAACCAGGGGCAGACGUGCGGGGCAUGCUACGAGAUUAAAUGCGUGGACGACCCCCAGUGGUGCAAGCCCGGCCAGCCUUCCCUGUUCAUCACAGGCACCAACCUCUGCCCCCCCAACUUCGAACAGGCCAGUGACAACGGAGGCUGGUGCAAUCCCCCCCGCGAACACUUCGACAUUGCUCAGCCUGCUUUCCUUCAGAUUGCCGAGUACAAGGCUGGCAUUAUUCCUAUUCAAUACCGAAGGGUUCCAUGCAAGAAGGAGGGAGGAAUCAGGUUCACGAUCACCGGGAACCCCUACUUCAACAUGGUGUUGGUGUGGAACGUGGGUGGAGCGGGAGACGUGACGAGCGUGCAGGUGAAGGGCGACGACAAGCUGAAGUGGACGACACUGAAGAGGAACUGGGGACAGAAGUGGGUGACCGACGCCAUGCUGGUUGGGGAAUCCCUCACCUUCAGAGUCCAGGCCAGCGACGGCCGCUUCUCCACCUCCUGGCACAUCGCCCCCAAGAACUGGCAGUUUGGUCAGACCUUCGAAGGCAAAAACUUCAAGUAG
Messenger RNA from Malania oleifera, 876 nucleotides. RefSeq names its product expansin-A9-like. The transcript has 3 exons. Bases 1 to 876 code for a protein of 291 amino acids. NCBI's taxonomy places the organism in Eukaryota, Viridiplantae, Streptophyta, Magnoliopsida, Santalales, Ximeniaceae. Gene Ontology annotation, biological process: plant-type cell wall organization. The record is from RefSeq and is a predicted model, not a curated record. Gene Ontology annotation, cellular component: extracellular region.